GGAAAGCCAGGACCCCCAGGCCCCCCAGGAGCCGCGGGGCCACCCGGUUUCCCUGGGGCUGAAGGACUCCCAGGGUCUCCAGGCUCAGCUGGGCCAGAUGGACCCCCAGGGGCACCCGGACUCCCAGGGCCUCAGGGUCCCCCCGGGGUGCCUGGGCACGAAGGACCCCCUGGCCCCCCAGGAUCUGCAUCACACCCUGGCAAACCAGGGCUCCGAGGGGAGCCAGGAUUCCCAGGACCAAAGGGUGAGAAGGGCGAGUAUGGGCUGCCAGGCAUGCCAGGGAGCCCUGGCCGGACCGGAGAACCAGGGUCCCCGGGCAUGCCCGGUCCCAUGGGGCCACCAGGACCACCAGGGGACUACAGGUGUGACUCACGCCACGCUGGACACCACGGGCUGGCCGGGCUGCCGGGCACCAAGGGAGAAAAGGGCGACCCUGGAGAGCCGGGAUGCUGCUAUGGGGAGCACGGCUGCAAACCAGGGCACCUCCCCUUCCCCAGCACCGGCAGCCAGCCCGGCUCGUGGGGCUCCAUCAGCGGGCCUCCUCUACCUCAAUAGGGUGCACCCCGUGCAUGCCCAGCCGCCCUGCAAGCAGCCGCGCCACACGUGGGUGUUCAAGUCCAAGGAGCUGAUGGUGAAGGCGAGCAGUGCUGUGCCCGAGGGGAGCCUGGUCUAUGUGAGGGAAGGGAGCAGCGCCUUCCUGCGGACCCCCGCCGGCUGGAGCCGCCUCCUGCUGGAGGAUCCCAAGUCGUUCCUGGCUGGUGACGACCCCUCUGCCUCCACCCCACAGUACCAGGAGGUGAAGAGGGUGCAGCCAAGAGGUCCCAACACCAUGCAAUCUCCAACAGACUCACUGAUCCAGAAGGAGGAGGAGGAACAAGGGCUGUCCCAGACUCUGCCCACCACCACAGCCCCACGGAUCCCAUCUCUCCGCCUGGCUGCCCUCAACGUGCCCCUGUGGGGCGACAUGAGCGGGAUCCGGGGCGCUGACCUGCAGUGCUACCGGCAGUCCCAGGAGGCCGGGCUCUACGGAACCUUCCGGGCCUUCCUGUCAGCCCCCAGCCAGCAGCUGCUGUCCAUCGUCAAGAGGACAGACAGGACCCUCCCCAUCAUCAACCUCAAGGGGCAGCUGCUGGCCAAGUCCUGGAGCUCCCUCUUUGGGGGUGCUGCCCUGCGGGGUCCCAUCUACUCCUUCAACGGGCGCAACGUCCUGGCAGAUCCCCUCUGGCCCCACCGGCUAGCCUGGCACGGCUCCACGCCACGGGGUGGCCAUGCCCGCCGCUGGGACUGCCAGGGCUGGCGCAGCUCUGGCACAGCCCAGGGCAUGGCCAGCGCCCUGGGGGAGGGCAGGCUGCUGGCUGGGCAGAGGCACAACUGCUCCACGCCGCUGGCCGUGCUCUGCAUCGAGGUGGCUUUCCCUUACCGGCACAUGUGGUGACAAGGGUGACACCCGAGCAGGAGCUCCAGGUGCUCCUCUAGACCUGGGGAAUGUCCCUGGGAGCACUGAGGGGACAUCAGGGGCAAGGCCAGGCUG
Messenger RNA from Melospiza georgiana, 1531 nucleotides. Its product is annotated as collagen alpha-1(XV) chain-like. The record is from RefSeq and is a predicted model, not a curated record. The transcript is spliced from 14 exons. NCBI's taxonomy places the organism in Eukaryota, Metazoa, Chordata, Aves, Passeriformes, Passerellidae. Bases 98 to 1435 code for a protein of 445 amino acids.